This is a messenger RNA of Nerophis ophidion (straightnose pipefish), 7677 nucleotides long. It is a transcript of the gene nedd4a, whose product is annotated as NEDD4 E3 ubiquitin protein ligase a. The record is from RefSeq and is a predicted model, not a curated record. NCBI's taxonomy places the organism in Eukaryota, Metazoa, Chordata, Actinopteri, Syngnathiformes, Syngnathidae. The transcript is spliced from 25 exons. Gene Ontology annotation, molecular function: sodium channel inhibitor activity; ubiquitin protein ligase activity; protein binding. Gene Ontology annotation, biological process: receptor catabolic process; regulation of dendrite morphogenesis; ubiquitin-dependent protein catabolic process. The coding region runs from base 535 to 4221 and encodes 1228 amino acids.
UCCAAUAGCGGUGGGUAAAAAUAUUUGCGGGGGUGCAGAGCUGCGGAAAGAUUAGAAGCCUAGCCGCAGCAGGAAGUACAGUCUUGAGUGAGAGGCUAGAAGCAGAUGUAACAGUUUAGCAGCAGUUCAGUUUGAGAUGCGGUGUAGAGAGGUAACGUGUUCAGCUGGAGAAGACAGGAACUUUGAGACACUACACACCCUUGGAUUUUGCGUAAACCUAAAAGUUAUACAUUGGAUUGGGAUUUAGAAUAAUUCUGGCCUCUGUAUAUGUUUUAACCUCUGGGAUUUCUCUAGUUUCAAAGGUUGUGUGUUUGGGUCAUGUCUCCAAACAGAACCACUGACCUCCUCUGGACAAAAGCUGAGAUCAGCCUGCAGCGGAAUGUAGGAUGUCGCCAGAGCUAUUUUGGCUAUGUGCAGCCACUAAUGAUUGUGAUCGCAAAGCACGGAGCAGUUGCUUUGCUUUGAUUUUUUUCCGACCAACAACAUUUAUCAUGCAGCACUUCCCAGCGCUGCAGGUAUUAAAGAGUUAAACGAAUGGCACGCUGGCUUCGUUUGGACUUUGCAUCAAGGAGAAGCAACACCGACCCUCUGUCAGAGAGUCGCAGCAGACAUGGUGAAGAGAGUGGAGUCAUUUUGUCAGCUGGUAGCCCCACAGAAAGUCUGGCACACAGUUCUUUACACUUCAAGGUGACUUCGCUGUCACCAGACUAUGAACAUUUACAGAGAUAUUCUUCAAUAUUCAUACCAAAGGUUAACCCUGGAGGAUGUAGUAAAAAGAGUGUUCUUCAGAUCUCACUACAACCUUGCAGCAAGUUCAGCAGAGAACUAGAAGACUCCUUGGGGAAUGGAGACUCUGGGAGCACCAAAGGGGGAGCGAUUACAGGCUGUGACGGGAGUUCCUGUAGCAGCAGUAUGGUCAGCGAUGCCGGGUACUGUAGUAGCAAUAGUAUCUUUGACCCAGAGACUCCAGAGAAGCGCACAACCACUCAAGAGAAGAGUGUUCCCUGCUGCAAGUCUAAGGUACCUUUAAGACGCUGUUCCUCCUUGGUUAUCUUAUCCAAGAGCCCCUGCAACACACCACCUGCUUAUCCAGUAAGCCCAGUUCCCUUUCCUGCUCCACUGGCAACAAGAGCUCCUCUUCAAACACCUGCCACUGAUUCCUCAAAGGAUAAGGAGAAAGGUACCUGGAAAGAUUCUGACACUCUCUUAAGUGGCCCGCAUUGUCCAGAAGAAAACCCUAUGAGCGAGUGUCUGGACACAAAACAUAUGGUACACUUAAAUAUUCCUUUACCAGACAAACUUAAACAUAAAGUGAUGGAUGGGAGUAAUGUGAUGGAACAGUCUUAUUGUCGCUUAAGGAGCGUUCUCCUGCACUUUGCCCACCAGAGACCAGCAGCAUCAUUAUGUACCGUCAAUGCGGAAUAUCCUGAGGACCCAUACCCAAUUUCAUAUCCGGAGGCAAAACGGGACCCUAAAAAAAAACUGUAUCGUAGUACUUCAGCUUGUUUAUUCUCCUCCACAAAACCACCAGAGAAAAACUCAUGUGCAUUAGAAAACCAGUGGAAAAGGUCAGAAGAAAACCAGUGUCAUCGUGCCAUACAACGGAGCUUUUCUCUGGAAGUCCCCUGCGCAAACACUGGGAUUUCAUGUCAUGUUUCAAAUACAAAACUUGGUAUUCCUUGCUCUCCACACGUGCACAUUCAUCUGUCUCCAUGCUGUCCAGCCAAGUUGCCUAGCUUGGUUAAUAAUGCAAACGCAACCUGCAAAGGAAACAUUACCACAAAUAACUUGGCUCAAAGUGCAAAGACACGUGAUGACUUUCUGGGACAGGUGGAUGUUCCCCUCAAUCAGAUACCAACAGAAAAUCCCAAUGCACAAAGGCCAUACUCAUUCAAGGAUUUUCUGCUUCACCCCAGAAGCCACAAGUCCAGAGUUAGGGGCCAUCUGCGACUCAAAAUGACCUAUAUGCCAAAAAACCCAGGUUCUAAUGAGGAAACAACAGAUCUAAUUGAUGAUACGGAUCCUGAAUGGGAAUUGUUGGAACCUCAGGACAUGUCAGGUCCCAUGCACUGCCACCCAGCGCCUGCUCUGCCACCAGGCUGGGAGGAACGUCAGGACAACUUGGGAAGAACCUACUAUGUCCACCAUGAGAGCAGAACCACACAGUGGCGACGACCAUCAUUACAGGAUAGUAGCACGGACACUCUAAGGCGACAAAACACGACAAGGCAGAGGGAGCAGAUUUAUCUCACACGCAGACAAAUCUCAGACCCUGACGAGGCCACUGCACAAAAUGGGAACUCUGAGGUUUUUCAAAAUGAUGCCGUCAAUUUACGAGAGGACAACCAGCCCACAUCACCGCCACCACACCAGCUGUCCCAGGAGUUGCUGGAGUUUGAGGAAGAGCUAACAAACAUGCAUAUUACAGGGGCCACAGCAUUAGACCACCGCGUCUCUCAGAUAGAUCAUGCUUCUAAUCCGAUCCAUUCCAUUCAAAGGCAUAGUUUUCACACGACGAGAGGAAUGGCGGUUCCUGUUGAUACCAUGCUGCUUGCAGCCUCUCUGAAGCUGCCUCUUGGAUGGGAGGAGAAGAGGGACAGUAAAGGAAGACGCUACUAUGUAAACCACAAUACUCGAACAACCUCUUGGAUACGACCCAGGAAGCAGAAAGUGGAUGCAACACCACCCUCACAGAGUAGUGUUAGAAUGCCAUCUGUACCGCCUGCGUUCCUUGAGGCGUCUCCCCAGCACACCCUGCACCCUGAGGCCACACCUGAUUCUGGCUCCAUGCCAGUUGGUUGGGAGGUUCGCAGCGCUCCCAAUGGAAGACCUUUUUUCAUUAACCAUGCUACAAAGACCACUACCUGGCAAGAUCCAAGGCUAAGAAUUCCUGUUCAAAUGAGGAGGAGACCCUCACUGGACCCAUCUGAUCUCGGCCCAUUGCCACCUGGUUGGGAGGAGAGGGUCCACUCGGAUGGGAGGAUAUUCUACAUAGAUCACAACACCAAGAUCACACAAUGGGAUGAUCCAAGAUUACAGAAAUCAGAAAUAACUGGACCAGCAGUGCCUUAUUCCAGAGAUUAUAAACAGAAGUAUGACUACUUCCGCAAGAAACUAAAGAAACCGGACAACAUCCCAAAUCGCUUCGAGCUUAAGGUGAGGAGAAAUGCGGUGCUGGAAGACUCCUAUCGUCAAAUCCUCCUAGUGAAGCGGCCAGAGUUGCUGAAGGCCAAACUGUGGGUGGAGUUUGAGGGAGAAAAAGGUUUGGACUAUGGAGGUUUGGCCCGAGAGUGGUUCUUCCUCAUGUCCAAGGAGAUGUUCAACCCCUACUAUGGACUCUUUGAAUAUUCUGCCACGGACAACUAUACGCUGCAGAUAAACCCGAACUCAGGUUUAUGUAAUGAGGACCACCUGACCUACUUUAAGUGCAUUGGCCGUGUGGCAGGCAUGGCUGUGUUUCAUGGUAAACUGCUUGAUGCUUUCUUCAUCCGACCUUUCUACAAGAUGAUGCUGCAGAAACCCAUCACCCUCCAGGACAUGGAAUCUGUCGAUAGUGAAUAUUUUAAUUCACUGAAGUGGAUUUUGGAGAAUGAUCCGACUGACCUGGAUAUGAUGUUCAGCAUUGAUGAGGAGCUCUUUGGACAGACUCACCAGCAUGAGCUGAAGCCCAACGGUGAAGAUAUUGUGGUCACUAACGAAAACAAGAAUGAAUAUAUCGACCUGGUGAUACAGUGGCGCUUUGUAAACCGGAUACAGAAGCAGAUGACUGCCUUUAAGGAUGGUUUCUUUGAGUUGAUCCCUCCAGAUGUAAUCAAGAUCUUUGACGAGAAUGAGCUUGAGCUGCUGAUGUGUGGUCUGGGAGAUGUGGACGUGAACGACUGGAAAGCAAACACAAAGUACAAGAGUGGCUACAACUCCAACCACGUCGUUAUCCAAUGGUUUUGGAGAGCAGUACUGCUGAUGGAUGCAGAAAAACGAAUUAGGCUCAUGCAGUUUGUGACUGGAACCUCCAGAGUCCCAAUGAAUGGCUUUGCAGAACUCUACGGAUCUAAUGGGCCACAGCUGUUCACCAUUGAAUUGUGGGGAACGUGUGACAAACUGCCCCGAGCCCACACAUGCUUUAAUCGCCUGGACCUUCCACCUUACAAAUCCUUUGAGGAAUUGAAGGAGAAACUUCACAUUGCCAUUGAGAACGCACAAGGCUUUGACGGUGUGGAUUAGUGAAUUAACGGAUGGUAUUAUUUAACCAAGUGCAGCAAAGCAGUGAUGAAGUUGUAAAAUGAAAAGAAAUCACAGCCCUGGGUCCUAAUCCUGCCAGUUGUGGCACACAUGAAGGACGGACACAUACAGUACAGUAGCCCCCAGUUUGAUGGUCUCUUUGGGCACUUGUGAAGAGGGGACAACAGUAUCUGGAGACGUUUCAUCUACGCUGGUGUUCUGAAGUUUACAAAUCAUGCUCUUUUGAUUCUUUAAUGAAAAUCAUCUCAUGUCAAAUGGCCAUGUGGCAAACAUCAACUGUGACAUCAGAGUUGUAUUAAUUAGGAUCCGUGAACAAAACUGACCUAACCACUGAAUUUGACUUACCAUUAUCUGUCCAAUCAGGUUCUAUUUUAAACAGAGAGUACUUGGGGAUGUUCCGAUGAGGUUUUAAUGCUGCCCAUUCCGAUACUGAUUAUUCAUGAGUAAGCUCGGCCGAUGCCGAUCACAUAGCUCUCCAAGUUCCAUCAUAAUGACCAAAAUUAAAAUACUAUAACAAAGUAGGCCUAAGUGUUCAUUAAAACAAGGCAGCACUUUUAUUUAAUAUUUUUGGCCACUGUAAUAUUACGCACAGUUUGAACAGUAACACUGUGUUUGAAUAUAGGAAAAAAAAGCUCUGUACUUUAAUCAAGCAAAUAUUUGGUUUACUACUAGAUGGAGCCAGCAUCUAGAAUCCCUUCUCUAUUACAUAUAAUUGUUUAAUCCAAACUAAACUAAGAGUACACAAUGACUUGAUAAAAGCAAAAACUACUAUCUCCUAUUUUAGAUAUUUUUUUUAUACUGAUAUUACCUUUGGUGUCGACACCCCCAAUUUAUGGAUUGAUCCGCCCUUACAUGUUGUUCCCCUCUGGCUGUGAAAAUAAAGACACACCACCAGUUGUUAUAUUAUACUUUCUCUAGACUCGUAUUAACCUACCAAUUUAAUUAUAUGUUAUUAGCUGCUUACACACUUCCAUCUAGACCAAUUUUAAUAAGCACUUAUCUCUUGGUAUUGUUUUAAGAUAGCUUGGCGGUUAGCAUAGCGAUUAGCAUGUUUAGCUUCGUCCUCCAGUUAUAAUGGUACUCAAGAUAACAAGAAAUGCGGUUUAUUUGCCGCAAUCUAGGUGAUUCCUAUUAUCUUAGCGACGCGGCUCCACACUGCCAGUCAGGGGGAUCCAAAGGCAUUAAUCGGCAACGGUAUACAUAUUUGCCAUAAAAAUCUUCUGAUACUGUUUGGUGGCCAAUCGAUCGGCACAUCCUUCGAAAGUACAUUUAAAUCACUUUGUUUGGUUUAAAUAUGUGGGCAUAAUCACAAAUGAUUUUGAUUCAGCUAGUUGUUUUUUAGAAGUCUUGUCCUUUUGAUUCACUUUUUUAAUCGCGGAUGGCCAUGAUAAAUAACUUGGGUCCAGGUGACUGAAUCACCGCCCACUUACCUGAUGUGGUAAGCCAUUCAAUUAACAGACAUUUAUAACAUUAGUGCCAUGUUAUGUAAUUUAAAUGUAAUCCAACAUGGAAGCAGUUUUUCUACAAAAAAAAAUGGAUAUCUUAACAGGAAACAUGAACUUGUGAGUCAAGUGAUUUCUAUUAAGUUUUAUGUAUGCUUUUUACGUGAUUCAUUCCAGUACAGUAUAGCCUCAAUUUACGAGCUCUACACUUAAUGUAUCGCAAAUCAACAUCACCACGUCCACUUUUUUCCUCCCCUUGGUUGUAAAACAAAGUUAUGUCCAUCUCUAGAUAUAACAGGGGUGUCAAACGUACGGCCACAGGUAUUAUCCGGCCUGCGGGAUGAGUUUGCUAAGUACAAAAAUGAGCCGAAAUCUUUGAAUGAAAGAAACUGCUAUUCUAAAUGUAUCCACUAGAUGUCAUAAUAGCAAUUAUUUGUAUCUUUAUAGAUUAUGCUACAUAUGUAAAAAAAAAAAGGCAAACUUCAUAAAUAACAUCCUUUAAUUUGAUUUUGAUAUUUUUUCAUCUUGAUAGAUUGAAAAAUAAAACCAAUGAGUUGACUGAUGAACAUUAUCACAUAAUUUAUCCAGAAAGUAUAAAUAACAACAAAUAAAGGUAGAAUAGUAUUAACCGCAACGUGUAAGUGUAAAAAAAACAACAUUUUCUGAAUAUUCUUGUUCUAUUUUUAAUCAAAGAAAACAAUCUAGCUGUGUCUCUAGGCCUAAUUUUUCAUGCCGUGAUUUUACCAGUUCGGCCCACUUGGGAGUAGAUUUUUCUCCAUGUGGCCCCCGAUCUAAAAUGAGUUUGACACCCCUGAGAUAUAAGCUACAGCUAGCAAGUAAGAUCAGAUUGUUGUGUAGAUCUUUCAAGGUUCACUGUGACAUUUUCUUCGCCAACUAAUGGCGGAAUGAUUUUUUUCUUGCGACUUAAAGCAUAAUUUGUCGAGAGACCGCUCUUAUCUCAAAACACUCUUAAGUUGAGGCAAUCUUAUGUCGAAGUACCACUGUAUUUGGUAUUAGACAGUUAUCUGGAGAAUAUGUAUGCCUUAAAACAGACAAUGCUCGGAUUAUGUGCAAGUAAAGCCAAGUAUGGAUUUGAGAAAUGUACCAAUGCCAGGACCAGUUCAAGGCUCAACUAAUAUGUUUUGUGUGCAGGUGCAAAGAGGUGAUUGUGGAGCUUUUGAUGGUGUUACAAUACUAUGCAUCAUUUUAUACAUGUCCAUGGUAUUAAUACAUACACACAAUUAAACUGAUGACAUGUUUGAUGAUAUACAUGUCAUGCAAAUAUACAAAUACUUUUUUUGCAUUUAAUAUUGCACAGAUAAUAUUUUUUUUUUGCUUACACAAGCAUUUCCGACAGCCUGACUGAAUCCUUUGUGCAUACCAUUCUACUCCUCAAGGUUAAAUAGUUUUGAUGGUGUACUGGUACAUAUUGUCUAUUCAGACUGGCUCAUCAUAUCUUGGUAAAAGCAUCUUUUUUAGCAACCUUUUCUGAAUUGUGUUUACACAAGUCCCAUGUUUACUACAGACUUGACAAUGGAGGCUGUUUUAAACGUAUGCUUUUUACAAAGCCAAGCACUUUCUUCACAUCACUAAGUCUUAUCUGAACUGUCUUUGCCCAUCUGUCACCUGCACACUUCUUAAAAUGCUCCUUUAAGAAAACAUUUGUAUGUUUCAAGUGCACCUGUUGAAAUGUUUACAUGUUAACACUGCUGAAAGGAAGCACAUGCUCUCCCUUCAUUUUCUAUUUGGAUGUACUAUCGAUAUUUACUGUGUUUAAUAAUGAAUAGAUCCAUCAUUCAUAUCUGAGUAAUAACGUUUUGUUACUUUGACAUGGAAUUAUGACACCUGCAUUUAGCAAAAAUCCAUGCUACAUCAUGCGUAUUACAAAAGUUUAAAGAGUGGGAUGGCAUGUUGUUCAGUAUCUGCAUUUUGCUGAUUGAACAGCAAACUAAUAGAAAUAUAUUUGACAAAUAAAGGCACGUGGAAACAAUGACAA